UGAGUUCCGCGUUUGAGUUUAUUUGCGCUAAUAUGACAUGAACAGUAGUCUGCAGCUGACUUUAGGAUCUAUUGGAUGUUAAAACCUUUUAUUGCGACUGGAGACCUAUUUUGAAACUGUCGAUGGAUGCCACAUCAGCAACUGGGAUUAUUCAUCCCUACUGGCCACGGGACCUUUUUAUUCCCACCUAUGUCGCCAAUAACCGAUCUAUGUCAGAGAUUGUGGCCUUCCUGUUUUCUGUGUCUGGCAUGUUUCUGCUUGUGACCUGGCUGAUCACCGGCCGCACAAGCGCCACCGGCAGGCUGGGGACAUGGAGGCGUCUGGCUGUGUGCUGGUUUGCUGUUUGUGGUUUCAUUCAUGGCGUCAUUGAGGCCUGGUUCUCUCUGUAUUAUGAUAUUAUUCCAGGAGACCAGAGCUUUCUGUCACAGCUCUGGAAGGAAUACUCCAAAGGAGACAGUAGAUAUAUCAUAGCGGAUAAUUUCACUGUCUGCAUGGAGACUGUGACUGCAUUGUUAUGGGGACCUUUCAGCUUUUGGGCUGUGUUUGCCUUCUUAACCAAUAAGCCCUACAGAUUUGUUCUGCAACUCAUCAUUUCGUUAGGUCAGCUCUAUGGAGUAGUGCUUUACUUCUUCACAGAGCACAGAGAUGGUUAUGUUCACAGUGAGUUGGGACACCCAAUCUACUUCUGGUUCUACUUUGUCUUCAUGAAUGUUCUGUGGGUCGUCAUCCCGCUGGCGCUCGUAGUGGAUGCAUGGAGACAGCUAUCAGCAGCCCAGGCACACACUGACAACACAAAGUCAAACAAGUCUAAGAGGAAAUGACCAGAGACUGACUCACACUGUCUGAAGUACUGGGGGUACAAACAAAUAAAAAA
Molecule: messenger RNA, 874 nt
Organism: Chelmon rostratus (copperband butterflyfish)
Lineage: Eukaryota; Metazoa; Chordata; Actinopteri; Chaetodontiformes; Chaetodontidae
Product: EBP cholestenol delta-isomerase
Exons: 5
Coding region: 123-821 (232 amino acids)
Biological process (GO): cholesterol biosynthetic process
Cellular component (GO): endoplasmic reticulum; membrane
Molecular function (GO): C-8 sterol isomerase activity; steroid Delta-isomerase activity; cholestenol delta-isomerase activity
Source: RefSeq, a predicted model, not a curated record